Molecule: messenger RNA, 1752 nt
Organism: Labrus bergylta (ballan wrasse)
Lineage: Eukaryota; Metazoa; Chordata; Actinopteri; Labriformes; Labridae
Gene: ints12
Product: integrator complex subunit 12
Biological process (GO): snRNA 3'-end processing
Cellular component (GO): integrator complex
Source: RefSeq, a predicted model, not a curated record
UCAAAAGAAAAAGCGUCCGGCUCGGCUGUUUGGGUGAUUGUGUAGGAACUGUGGCUCCACCGUUAAUUCUUCACGAAACGCCAUUAUCCGUGUGACAGGGAGGCUUUUACCAGGAGCAGGACUUAAGUUGAAUCCAUGGCUGGGCCUGUCAGUCUGGAGUUGGAUCCCAUCUUCCUGAAGGGACUAAGUUACCUGCACUCCAAAAGUAAAGACUCAGCCGAGAAACUCAAAGCUUUACUUGACGAUUCCCUUUCAAGAGGAAGCGACUCGUCUUACCGUUUAUUACAGAAAGAUAUAGAGGUGUCCAAGGGGUCUGUGUCAAAACUGAGUUUAAGCAAACAGGACUCCAAGUCCUCCUCAAGCUCCUCGUCUUCCAGCAGCAGCAGCGGGAGUAGCAAAUCCAGCUCAGAAAAGAGCAAGAAAGAGGUUGAGAAGAGACCCGCUGAGAAGGUCAGGGUUGAUUUGGGCGAUGUGGACCCUCCGAAAAAGCCUCGUUUGGAGAAACAGGAGAAUCGUGCGUCGCCAAUAACCGUUCAGACGAGCAAGGACCUUCUGCCAAACAUAAAUGAUGACGAGACCAACGCUGAUGACUUUGCCAUGGAAAUGGGACUGGCUUGUGUGGUUUGCAGGCAAAUGACGGUGACCAUGGGGAACCAACUGGUUGAGUGCCAGGAGUGCCAUAAUCUGUAUCACCAGGACUGUCACAAGCCCCAGGUGACAGACAAAGAAGUGAACGAUCCUCGGCUGGUGUGGUAUUGUGCCCGCUGCACCAGGCAAAUGAAACGCAUGGCCCAGAAACCUCCACAGAAGCCGUCCCCUGCCUCUGCAUCAUCGGCACCGGUGGUAAAAGACACCAUGGUUAAGAAGACAGAGAUUAAAACCAAGCCUGACACAACCAACACCUUCCAGGCCUUCAAAAGAGCUGAAGUAAAGGCAUCCACAAUCUCAGCCAACCCCCCCAGCAGCAGCUCCUCCUCCUCAGGCAGUGCUCUUACUGGCUGGGCUGCAUUUGGUGCCAAAACAAAUCCGUCUCUUCCUGCCAGCUCCAAACUGGGUUCCUCAGGCCCGAGUGGGAGCCACAAGACCUUGACAGCUCCCUCUGGUCAGAAACCUGUUGGUCUGUCUGGGCUUACAGGAGCCAAGUCGGGACUUGGAAGUGCAAAGAUAGCUGGGAGCGGCAACGGAAACGGCUCUGGCCAGGUUCCUCUGAAACCUCCACCCCCCCUGACUCUGGGUAAGCAGCCGCUGAACCGUUCGACAAGUGGAGAAAACCAAGGGAAAGGCUCUUCAUCAUCAGGUGGUGGCUCCCCUAGCGGCUCCCAGGUAGGGACAGGAGGGAACGGAGGCAAUAACGGGAAUGGGAACGGGAACAAUGGGAACGGGUCAAAGGCCGCCCCGGGGGACAAAGCGCAACAUCCCAGGAGUCCCAGCUUAACGCCAUGAAACGGUUACAACUGGUGAAGAAGAAAGCAGCACAGAAGAAACUGAAGAAAUGAGCAGAAGUUGAACAAAGCGAGAGAAGAUGUGAGGAAUUUGAAAAUAAACCGUUUAUGGAAUUAGUGCCAGUGAAUUUGUUUGUAUCAGGAGAGCGCCUGUAACUGUCGUAACACCGUUCAGUCAAAUACUUGAAUCUUUCUUUGUGUAAAUGCUGCUGGACUGUGUGCCUCGUUCUGUCAGAUCUAACCAUUGAAACAAUGACUGUCACCUUCAAGCAAACACAAUUAAAUCUCCUCUUCUUACAAACUGACAGUA